GAGAAUCGCGCAAGUUGGGGCUGGUGUGCGUGUCGAGGGGCGGUUGGUGCGGGCAUCGGACGCCACGCCCCGACCCUCCUCCCCCGGAGUAGGACCCCGAGAGAGCCCCGCCCGACCCCCGAGGCUUCGGCCAUGGCUUCUCUGCUCGCGAAGGAUGCGUACUUGCAGAGCCUGGCCAGGAAGAUCUGCUCCCAGCCCAGCCCCGAUUCGCAGAAGCGCAAGUCGGGUAAAGCUCAGCCAGGGGCCGGGACUUGGAGGGCUUCGGAAGGGGGCGCCCCUCCACCCCCAGCGGCGGGAGUCGGUGUCUACCCCACACCGCACCCGAGUAGCCUUCAGCUGGCAAAGCUCGAGUCUCAGAAGCUGGUGGGCCCCCAAAGAAGAAGAGGAAGAAAGCCCAGAAGAAAUCCCGGGAGCGGGAUGAGAAGGCUGCAGAGCCCAAGGUUCACGCCCCUGCAGAGAAGCCUCAGGCCAGAAAGCCUGCGGCAGCCCUGGAGGAAGAAGAGGCCCCCAGCUCCCCCGGGGCCCCUGCCGGGCGGCGCCGAGGAGCUGUCUCCCGCCGCUUUGGAGAAACGACGACGGAGGAAGCAGGAGCGGGACCGGAAGAAGAGGAAGCGCAAGGAGCUAAGAGCGAAGGAGAAGGCGGCCGCGGCCACGGCCCCGGCGGCGGCGGCGGCGGCGGCGGCGGAGGCCGCGGAGGCGCCCCGCGAGGAGGCGGCGGCGCAGGCGCCGCCGGGGCUGCUCUUCAGCAAGGUGGAGGUGUGCGGGGCGGAGCCCGCCGGCCAGGCGGGACGCCGCAAGGAGAAGAGGCGGAAGCUGAAGGGGAACCUGACGCCGCUGACGGGCAGGAACUACCGGCAGCUGCUGGAGCGCCUGCGGGCGCGGCGGGCCCGGCUGGAGGAGCUGCGGGAGCAGGACGCGGGCAGGGCGCGGGAGCUCGAGGCCAGGAUGCGGUGGACCAACCUGCUGUACAAGGCGGAGGGCGUGCGCAUCCGCGACGACGAGCAGCGGCUGCAGGACGCCCUGCGGCGCAAGGAGCGGCGGCGCGCGCGGCGCAGGCGCACGUGGGAGAAGCGGACGGCGCACGUGGUGGAGCAGAUGCAGCAGCGGCAGGACCGGCGGCGGCAGAACCUGCGCAGGAAGAAGGCGGCCAAGGCGGAGCGGCGCCUGGAGAAGGCCCGCAAGAAGGGCCGGAUCCUGCCCCAGGACCUGGAGCGGGCCGGCCUGGCGUGAGGGCCGUGGCCUGGCCGUCCGACCCCCACCCCGACCCGAGCAGGCGCGGGCCCCUGGCGGCAAGUGGACCCUGGCCGCGCGCCCCUCGCCCACUUGGCGGGAGGGUUCAGGCGGGCUGGCGAAAGAGACUUCGGGCCCGGGGAAGGG
Messenger RNA from Camelus dromedarius (Arabian camel), 1377 nucleotides. RefSeq names its product surfeit 6 (gene SURF6). The coding region runs from base 133 to 1230 and encodes 365 amino acids. Gene Ontology annotation, molecular function: DNA binding; RNA binding. The record is from RefSeq and is a predicted model, not a curated record. Lineage: Eukaryota; Metazoa; Chordata; Mammalia; Artiodactyla; Camelidae. Gene Ontology annotation, biological process: ribosomal small subunit biogenesis; ribosomal large subunit biogenesis. The transcript has 4 exons. Gene Ontology annotation, cellular component: nucleolus.